Molecule: messenger RNA, 2349 nt
Organism: Salvelinus sp. IW2-2015
Lineage: Eukaryota; Metazoa; Chordata; Actinopteri; Salmoniformes; Salmonidae
Product: apelin receptor B-like
Exons: 1
Coding region: 186-1301 (371 amino acids)
Biological process (GO): positive regulation of cytosolic calcium ion concentration; cell chemotaxis; G protein-coupled receptor signaling pathway
Cellular component (GO): membrane; external side of plasma membrane
Molecular function (GO): C-C chemokine receptor activity; C-C chemokine binding
Source: RefSeq, a predicted model, not a curated record
UUGCCCUCGACUGAGCAGGAACUAUUUUGAAACUCGUGCUUUUUCUGAACUUCUUGCACACAUAUUUGGACUACGUUUCUAAUUGCUUUAUACAUUUUAUUAAUACAUUAGAUCAAAUKAUUUAAACUGAUCAAAUAACAGAAACUUUGAAAGAAGAAAAGGAAAGGAUACUCUGAGAAGAAAGAAUGGAGCCGUGGACAACCACCGAGAGCCCUGACUACUAUGACUAUGACUAUGACGAGCAGGAAAACAGCACCAUGUGUGACUACUCUGAGUGGGAGCCAUCCUACUCGGUCAUCCCAGUCCUCUACAUGCUCAUCUUCAUCCUGGGUCUCUCUGGCAACGGCGUGGUCAUCUUCACUGUGUGGAGGUCUCAGGCCAAGCGCCGGACAGCAGACAUCUACAUAGGCAACCUGGCCAUGGCUGACCUGACCUUCGUGCUGACUCUGCCACUGUGGGCAGUGUACACUGCGCUAGGCUACCACUGGCCCUUCGGUGUGGCCCUCUGCAAGAUCAGCAGUUACGUGGUGCUGCUCAACAUGUACGCCAGCGUCUUCUGCCUCACCGCCAUGAGCUUUGACCGCUACCUAGCCAUCGUGCACUCUCUGUCCAGCACCCAGCUGUGUACCCGUGUCCACUUGCAGUCCUCCCUGACGGCCAUCUGGCUCCUCUCCGGCCUGCUGGCCGCCCCCACCCUCAUCUUCCGAACCACCAAGUACGACGAGAACAGCGACCGCAUCUCCUGUGGCAUGGACUUCAGCCUGGUGUUGGGUGGGGACAAUCAAACAAUCAAUCAAUCAAAUGUAUUGAAGCAGCAGGAGUUCAUGUGGAUCGCAGGGCUCAGCAUCUCCUCCUCUGCCCUGGGCUUCCUCCUGCCAUUCCUGGCCAUGAUGGUGUGCUACUGCUUCAUCGGCUGCACCGUGACACGCCACUUCAAGAGUCUGCGUAAGGAGGACCAGAGGAAGCGGCGUCUACUGAAAAUCAUCACCACCCUGGUGCUUGUGUUUGCUGCCUGCUGGAUGCCCUUCCACAUGCUGAAGAGCGCUGAUGCCCUCUCCUACCUGAACCUGGCUCCAAACACCUGUGCUUUCCUCCGCUUCCUCCUGCUGGCCCACCCUUACGCUACCUGCCUGGCCUACGUCAACAGCUGCCUCAAUCCCAUCCUGUACGCCUUCUUCGACCUGCGCUUCCGCUCCCAGUGCCUUUGUCUGCUCAACCUGAAGAAGGCCAUGCACGCCAGCCCAAAUAGCUCCCUGUCCUCCCAAAAGACAGAGGCCCAAUCGCUGGCCACUAAGAUGUGAUGUUUGUGCUGUAGUCAGGGCACGGGAGAGGGACGCCAGCCAGAGGGAAUGGGUCCCCAGCUGCCCUGUCCUGCCUCCACCUGAACACUGCAGGUACAUCUAAGACUUCAGAGGUGCAUGACAUAAUUACCUAUCCAGUCAGUUCCUGGGGGUGUCAUCAUCCGCCUGCCCCAUACAUGUGGACUGCAGACUGAGUGAGUGAGGAAACUGAUAGACUCACUAACAUCCUCCAAGCCCACUCUCAGUGAUUGGGAAGUUUGUACAAAUCCCUUGAACUGCUUGAUACAGGGGACCAAGCUCCAUACCAGGGUGAUGCAAACCAGACCCCAGACAUUUUGGACAGAGUUGAAUGUAUUUCAAAAAGGACAAAGCAGCUCAUAUUGUUCUGCUGGUGUCCUGUGUGGACUAAAGGCAAGCUCUUGGAUGGGGGUCCCAAGGCUCUGGCUUUUAACACUGGUGGAAUGUAUUAUUCAUGCCUGUGUACCAUGCUGUUCUUGUUUUUAUUUUGUAAGCACUUGCUAAUUGGAAAGAGGUGAGACCCCAUCGUCCAGACUGUCUUUGUCUUAUCUGCCCCAGUCAGCCAGUCAAAGAAAGGUGUUGCCGUUUGAUUAAAGGGUUGGAAGGGGAGACAAGGGCACGGCGAGUGGGGGUUCCAGACGGACAGAUGGCAGCUGACAAAUGUUGUUGAGGGGGAGAAGGGCUAACUAAUAGGCGACUGCUCUGACAGAUUAAAUUUUAGUGUGCAUUUGUAUGUGUGUUUAUUGAAUUAGAAUUGAAGAAGGCAUGAAUGAACUUGUCUUUAUUUGACAAAGAUGUGAAUACAUGCUGUAUAAUGCUUUUAUGUGUGUGAUUUGUAAUAAAAAAGGUUUCUUUUUAACUAAUAUCUUCAUGUCACUCUGUUGCUGGUUAUGAUGUCAUGGAAACACUAUUCAGUAGAAUGUGCUUUUUCCUGUUAGCACACAAGGUUGAAGGGUGGCAGUCUCCCUCCCAUUGUGUGCAGUCAGACCAUAAUCAAAGCUGUCUAAAGGAAAUACAUGUUUGAGUUCUA